CUUGACGAAAUUUCUCAUCUCCAAACCCACAUCGUCUCACAACCAAGAAUGUCUGCUUUCGCAACUGCAGCUCUCUUAGUCCUCCUUGGAGCCUUGUACUCCUUCAUCCAUCGCCGCCGUACCGCCUCAGUUAAUGGCCCGAAACUCCCACCGGGUCCUUGGGCAUUACCAAUUAUUGGUAACCUCCACAUGUUGGGCAACCUUCCCCACCGCAACCUCAGUCGCCUAGCCAGAAAGUAUGGUCCCAUCAUGUCCAUGCGUCUUGGGUAUGUCCCAACUAUCGUAGUCUCAUCGCCGGAGGCUGCCGAGCUAUUCCUCAAGUCCCACGAUGCAGUGUUUGCUAGCAGGCCCAAAAUCCAAGCCUCAGAGUACUUGUGCUAUGGGAGGAAGGGCAUGGCUUUUACUGAGUAUGGUCCAUAUUGGCGGAAUGCCCGGAAACUCUGUACGUUGGAGCUUCUUACCAAGGUGAAAAUUGAUUCUUUUGCGGCAAUGAGGAAGGAGGAGCUGGGGGUGUUGGUGCAGUCACUGAAACAAAUGGCAGCGGCUCGGGAAGUGGUGAAUAUUAGUAAAAAGGUAGGUGAACUAAUUGAAGACAUGACGCAUAGAAUGCUAUUUGGGCGCUGUAAGGAUUAUCAGAGGGCUGACUUGAAGGCGCUUGUGCAAGAAACAUUGAUCUUGGUAGGAGCUUUCAAUAUAGCAGAUCAUGUGCCCUUUCUGGGGGCCCUCGAUCUUCAGGGUUUGAAAAGGCGUAUGAAGGCAAUUAGUGGAGCUGUUGACCAUAUUUUAGAAAAAAUCAUUGAUGAGCAUAAACAAGACGCUAGCGAAAAUCAGGGAAAUCAUAAAGAUUUUGUUGAUGUGAUGCUAUCACUGAUGAAUGAGACGAAAAACUUUCAUCAAGAGCCAUCAUAUUUAAUUGAACAAGAAAAUAUUAAAGGAAUUGUAUGGGACGUAAUUAUUGCUGCAAUUGACACUUCAGCUACCACCAUUGAAUGGUUACUUUCUGAAUUGUUUAGACAUCCAAGAGUUAUGAGGCAACUUCAAGAAGAAUUAGAGAAUGUGAUUGGAAUGGAACGAAUGGUAGAAGAGGUUGAUUUGGAAAAUCUAGUUUAUUUAGACAUGGUAUUGAAAGAGGGUUUAAGACUACAUCCUGCUGGACCAUUGCUUGUCCCACAUGAGUCCAUCGAGGAUAUUACUCUAAAUGGAUAUUACAUACCUAAGAAGUCACGAAUUAUCAUCAAUGCAUGGGCAAUUGGAAGAGAUCCUAAUAUAUGGUCCAAUAAUGUUGAAGACUUUUUUCCUGAGAGGUUCACUAGUAGCAAUAUAGAUUUUCAAGGGAAGGAUUUUCAGUUCAUUCCAUUUGGAUCAGGUCGUCGAAAAUGUCCUGGAAUGCGACUAGGUCUAAUAAACAUUCGACUUGUGUUAGCUCAAUUAGUGCAUUGUUUUGACUGGGAACUACCUAAUGGCAUGCUACCUAGCGAAUUGGAUAUGAGCGAGGAAUUUGGUUUGACAUUGCCAAGGGCUACUCACUUACAUGCUCUUCCUACUUAUCGACUUCUUCCCAAAGUUUAAUGAGAGUGUCUUAUUGAACAUUUCAAUUGAUUUUGUUUUUAAGAUUGUAUUAUUAUAUAUGUUUUCUAUUGAGAUAUUUCAGUAAUAUAUUGCUCGUUAAGUUUAUUAUA
This is a messenger RNA of Vitis riparia (riverbank grape), 1679 nucleotides long. Its product is annotated as cytochrome P450 CYP736A12-like. The record is from RefSeq and is a predicted model, not a curated record. Bases 49 to 1569 code for a protein of 506 amino acids. Gene Ontology annotation, molecular function: oxidoreductase activity, acting on paired donors, with incorporation or reduction of molecular oxygen; heme binding; monooxygenase activity. The transcript is spliced from 2 exons. NCBI's taxonomy places the organism in Eukaryota, Viridiplantae, Streptophyta, Magnoliopsida, Vitales, Vitaceae.